Candida dubliniensis CD36 is the source of this 2205-nucleotide messenger RNA. It is a transcript of the gene SWI6, whose product is annotated as transcriptional regulator. Lineage: Eukaryota; Fungi; Ascomycota; Pichiomycetes; Serinales; Debaryomycetaceae. Gene Ontology annotation, cellular component: SBF transcription complex; MBF transcription complex. The record is from RefSeq and is a predicted model, not a curated record. The transcript has a single exon. Gene Ontology annotation, molecular function: DNA binding; protein binding; transcription coactivator activity. The coding region runs from base 1 to 2205 and encodes 734 amino acids.
AUGGAUUCACCAAUACACAUUGGUGAUUUGACAACACAGUCAAUUCAACAAAAAUUAAUAGAGACCCACAUUAACAACAGUAGCAAUACCAAUAAGAAUAGAAACAACAAGAACAAUAACAACAACAACUGCGCUGUAUCGUCAACAAUUUAUUCAUCAAUAUACUCUGGUGUGAAAACCAUUCAGUUAACAUUGAAACUAGAUUCUGACAAAAGCAACAAUAACAACAACAAGGAUCUCAAAUUAGACAACAAAAGUCAUAAUGAAAUUAUAGUUUUAAGAAGAGUGCAAGAUUCGUUUGUUAAUAUUACUCAAUUAUUUCAAAUUUUAAUUAAAUUGGAUUUAUUGUCAGCAAGCCAAGUUAAUAACUAUUUUGACAACGAGAUAUUAUCAAACUUAGAGUACUUUGGAUCAUCCAGCAAUACCCCACAGUAUUUAGAUUUAAGAAAGCACCAAAAUACUUUUCUCCAGGGAAUAUGGAUACCAUAUGAUAGAGCUGUUAAUUUGGCUUUGAAGUUUGAUGUUUAUGAAAUAACAAAGAAAUUGUUUUUAGUUGAUGUCCAUGAUUUCAACAAAUUGCCUAAAGCGAACAAAAGAUUGUAUGAGGAUGAUGCCAACAGUGAUAGCGAUAUAUUGGACUCUCCUUCCAAGAAACAAAAGUUGGAUAAAAGCUCCAAAAAAGAUUUGCUUUCCAAUGGGAGAGCAGUAAGCCAAAAACUCAUAGCAUCGUCGAUAUCACAGAAUUCAAACUACCCAUUCACAUUGCCGGCUGUAAUCAUCGAUGACAACAAUGCUGAAAUUGCUAAUGACAUCAAAGUCAAGUUAGGAGAUGUGUUUAAACGUGAUGAUGAAAAGCCCGAAGGGAUUUCGUUUGAGGAGGUAAAACUUGCAUUUGCAGACGCUUUGUCAAGGUAUACGUUGGAGACGAUUAUAGACAUUCCGUUGGACCUGAAAGGUCAAACUGCAUUGCAUUUUGCUUCAACUCUAGCAUCUUUGAACUUAGUCUCUGCGUUUAUUGAAUUGGAAUUGAAUUCACCAAUCAGAGGUAACAAUGCAGGUGAGUCUCCAUUAAUCUCCUGCAUUCAGGUAACAAACUCCAUGGAGAAAGGUAACUUCACCAAAAUCCUUAGCAAUUGGUUGUACCCAGACAUCUGGUUGUUAGACAAAAGAAAAAGAACAGUCUUGCACCAUUUGACGUUACAGAUUGAUAAGAACGACAGCUUUAAGUUCUACACCACCAAGAUUUUAGAGUACAUCAUAAGCGAAAACAACCAGAACUUGCUAGAUUUCCGAGCCAACAUACUCAACGCACAGGAUGAAGAUGGCAACACGGCAUUGCAUUUGGCUAUAGAAAAGGAUUCAAAAUGGUUUAUUAAAGUUUUAGUGGAUUUGGGCGCUGACACAUCCAUUUCAAAUAAACGUGGUACAAAGCCCUCUGAUUUUGAAAUAAUCAGGGACUUGGGUUCAGUCGAAAAUGAUGAUCAAAUAUUUGAUUUGAUAUCUACUGGCUUGGAGUUUUUGAAUAAAAGGUUGGAAAUUGGGGGUGAAAAACUACCAGAAGCAGAAAGUCCCAAAGUGGUAACGACCCCCAAGAUGAUAGAUCGGGAAGGAAGUUCAUCGUCCGGUAAAAUAUUCAAUAGCAUUCAGCAAUUGCUUUCCAAUACUAAUGUUGAAUACGAAAACAUUUUGAACUCCAAAAGAGAACAGAUCAAACAAUUAGAUAGAGCUCUUCAUGAUGCCACCAUUGUCACUGCUAACAAUCGUUUCAACACCAAAAAAAUAACUGAAAAGUUGGUGAAUUUGGACAACUUGAAAUUGCAAGUUGCAAAUGUCACAGAUAAGCUAGCUCUAUCAAAGCAAGAGUUGAAUGAGAAAAUAGAUGAGAACAAAGAGUAUGAUGCCGAUGCUCCAUUUAUAAUACCUCAAGUAUUUGACAAAUUAAAAGAGGGCAAAGAACCAGAGCAAGAUUUAAAGGCUGGCGACUAUUUAUUGAAUCAGUUACAGCCAACACCAAUACUAAAAGCUAGAAUACAGGCUUACAGAGAGAUCAACAGAAAAUUAGAGAAAGAAUUGAAAACUUUGGUCGACUAUAGUGACUUGACUUCUAAGUUCAAAAAAGUUGUCAGUAUAUGUACAAAUGUUGGUGUAAACGAAGUUGAUGAAUUUUUAGACGGUUUGUUAGAAGCGGUGGAAGGACAACAGUAA